AUGAGCGAAUUUUUUAAAGUAUUGGAAAACCCUGAACUAGGUCGUUAUAGUGUGGCUGCAAAGGUUAUACAAGCAGGGGAAAUUCUUUUCGAAGAAAAACCAUUUGCGAUUGGGCCAAAGGUGGACAGUCCUCCGGUGUGUUUAGAAUGCUGUUGUACAGUCGACGGGAGUGCAGCUGGUCCAAAAUGCGCGUUCUGUGGCUGGCCUAUAUGCGAGGAGUGUGGUGAAAACUUAAGCAACAUUGUCUAUCACAAGAAGGAAUGUGCCCUGUUCGUUGAAAAUAAGGUCAAAUUCCAGAACGUGCCAAAUUCGAACAUUAGCUGUAUCCAGUUGGAUUGCAUAACCCCGUUAAGGGUUUUGUUGCAGAAAGAGGAUCAGCCAGGGCGAUGGGACGCGGAAAUUAGUGUAAUGGAGUGUCAUUCUGAAGCGCGUAAGGAUACCGCCAUCUGGAAAGCCGAUCAGAGAAACGUCGUUGAGUACCUGCGGAGAGCGUGCGGUUUGAAGGAUCGUUUCAGCGCAGAUUUGAUACAGCAAGUGAUCGGAAUCCUUGCAGUAAAUGCAUUUGAAGCGCGAACGAAUCGUGGCUUUGCCAUGCGCGGACUUUAUCCAAAGUUGGCUAUCAUGUCACAUUCGUGCGUUCCCAAUGUCGUACAUUCAAUUUAUCCUAGCAGUGGUUACAGUCUAACUGCAAGGGCAGCGGUUGAUGUCGCAGAAGGUGAUCAGCUUCACACUACUUACACUUACACUAUGUAUGGGACAAGUAUGAGGCAAAAGGCACUCAAAGCUGGAAAAUAUUUUACGUGUCAUUGUGCACGCUGUGCAGAUCCUACUGAACUAGGAACCCAUUUCAGUUCGUUGAUUUGCGAAAAAUGCAGUAUCGGUCUGAUAGAGUCCAGCAAUCCUCUGGAUGACGAAGCUGACUGGAAAUGUACACACUGCGAUCAUUCUAUAAGAGGUUCUAUAGUUUUAAAAAAGACACAAAUUAUGCAAAGCGUUCUGGACAGAAUAGAUUAUACAAGUCACGGAAAGGAAAGGUUGGAAAGUUAUGAGCGCAUUUUUGAAAAAUUUAAGGGUAUAAUUCACCCACUUCACUUCAUAAACACAUCCAUUCGAGACAGCUUAAUUCAGCUCUACGGCAGGGUCCCCGGCUACAGAAUUUCGGAAAUGUCAGAUGCGUUAUUGGAGCGUAAAAUUGAACUAUGUAAAGACGUACUGCAAGUAAUGAACGUAUUUGAGCCUGGCAAAAGCCGUGCGCGUGCGAUGAUUCUAUAUGAGCUGCAUGCACCGAUAGUCUUACUAGCAAAAUUAAAUUUCAAUCGAAGAAAAUUAGACAAGACAGCCUUUAAAGAUAAACUGCAAACCGCAGUUUGUUUACUGCAGGAUUGCGUAAGCAUAUUGGAAUGGGAGGAUCCCUCCACAGCAGAAGGUAUUUUGACAAAUAUUUCGAAACAAGCAAUUUUGCAUCUAACGCAACAACAGCAAAUGUAA
Messenger RNA from Sabethes cyaneus, 1488 nucleotides. RefSeq names its product SET domain-containing protein SmydA-8 (gene SmydA-3). The record is from RefSeq and is a predicted model, not a curated record. NCBI's taxonomy places the organism in Eukaryota, Metazoa, Arthropoda, Insecta, Diptera, Culicidae. The coding region runs from base 1 to 1488 and encodes 495 amino acids. The transcript is spliced from 3 exons.